GUCAUUCCGCUUCCGAUGUGUCGCGCAGUUCCGCCAUGGCCUCCAAGGAAGCCCGGCGUACCCCUCCGAAGUCUCGGCGGCGGCCGGAGGGGCGCGACCCGCGACAGGACAAGUACUCGGUGCUAUUGCCCACCUACAACGAGCGCGAGAACCUGCCGCUCAUCGUGUGGCUGCUGGUGAAAAGCUUCUCGGAGAGUGAAAUCAACUAUGAGAUUAUAAUCAUAGAUGACGGAAGCCCGGAUGGAACGAGGGACGUUGCUGAGCAGCUGGAGAAGAUCUACGGUUCGGACAGAAUUCUUCUAAGGCCACGGGAGAAAAAGUUGGGACUAGGAACUGCCUAUAUUCAUGGAAUGAAGCACGCCACAGGAAAUUACAUCAUCAUCAUGGAUGCUGAUCUCUCACACCACCCAAAAUUUAUUCCUGAAUUCAUUAGGAAGCAAAAGGAAGGUAAUUUUGACAUUGUUUCUGGAACCCGCUACAAGGGAAAUGGCGGUGUUUAUGGCUGGGAUUUGAAAAGAAAGUUAAUCAGCCGCGGGGCCAAUUUCAUAACUCAGAUUUUGCUGAGACCCGGAGCAUCUGAUUUAACAGGAAGUUUCAGGUUAUACCGAAAAGAAGUUCUACAGAAAUUGAUAGAAAAAUGUGUUUCCAAAGGCUACGUCUUCCAGAUGGAAAUGAUUGUCCGGGCCAGACAGCUGAAUUACUCUGUUGGCGAGGUUCCAAUAUCAUUUGUGGAUCGUGUUUACGGCGAAUCCAAGUUGGGAGGAAAUGAAAUAGUCUCUUUCUUGAAAGGAUUAUUGACUCUUUUUGCUACUACGUAAAAGAAAGUUGUUCAUUUACAUUUAUCAUGUUCAUUUCAAGUGAAACAUAAAGGAAGCCUGGUUGCUGAUUUUUAUGAAAUGUACUCUCAGAGCAUAAAUCAUAGGUAAGGUAAAUUUCAUGCAAAUCUUUUUUUCUGAAGAAAUUCCAUUUUGUAUGUCAAAUUAAAUUAGAGAAAUGAGCAGUGUUCUCAAUUUUCUGUAACAUUCUGCUGUAUUAAGUAAGACCUAUAAAUAAACCCACAUGGGGUUUUGCAUAAAACAUUGCCGCUUUUCCA
This is a messenger RNA of Phyllostomus hastatus (greater spear-nosed bat), 1093 nucleotides long. RefSeq names its product dolichyl-phosphate mannosyltransferase subunit 1, catalytic (gene DPM1). The record is from RefSeq and is a predicted model, not a curated record. Gene Ontology annotation, cellular component: endoplasmic reticulum membrane. Lineage: Eukaryota; Metazoa; Chordata; Mammalia; Chiroptera; Phyllostomidae. Gene Ontology annotation, biological process: protein O-linked glycosylation via mannose; GPI anchor biosynthetic process. The transcript is spliced from 9 exons. Gene Ontology annotation, molecular function: dolichyl-phosphate beta-D-mannosyltransferase activity. The coding region runs from base 36 to 818 and encodes 260 amino acids.